CUACAGAAAGAGUGCUUGUGGUAUUGUUUCAUCAACUUCUACAAGAAGAUCUAUCUUCAGUUCAGCUGCACUGGAAUUCUCAUUACAUUCGAAAGUCAAGAUUUGAUACUAUUUCCGGGAGACCAGACGAGUUAUACUUUCUUUCCGAGUGCCCAGGUGGUAGAAAUUACAUAAAAUCUGUCACAGAUGAACAAUUUGAUGAUAUGUCUCAGUAUUGCCAUGAAUAUAAUGAAGACAAUUUGUAUCAGGAAUACUUUGGUGAGAUUUUCGAGCAACUUCAUUUAGGUGAACCAACGAAUUGGAGAGAAUGUUUGGAUCAAUAUAACAGGUUUUGCGAAAUUGCAGAAGGCUAG
Messenger RNA from Paramuricea clavata, 353 nucleotides. The record is from the annotation of a GenBank genome assembly. NCBI's taxonomy places the organism in Eukaryota, Metazoa, Cnidaria, Anthozoa, Malacalcyonacea, Plexauridae.